Molecule: messenger RNA, 1560 nt
Organism: Colletotrichum abscissum
Lineage: Eukaryota; Fungi; Ascomycota; Sordariomycetes; Glomerellales; Glomerellaceae
Product: fungal specific transcription factor domain-containing protein
Exons: 3
Coding region: 1-1560 (519 amino acids)
Biological process (GO): DNA-templated transcription
Molecular function (GO): DNA binding; zinc ion binding
Source: RefSeq, a predicted model, not a curated record
AUGGAGCCCCGGUGCAAGAUCCGUGACCCGCCUCGACAGCGACCCAUAGCCGGCACAAAGACUAGAGAUCCCAGACCCAGCGCAACAACUCAACAUAUAUCUCCCCACUAUGGCAUAGCUGCCACGGAUGUCUUUGGAUCUGACCCGGAGACCGUCUCAGUACCUCCUCACGUCCUUACCAGGCUAUGGAUCGUCUAUCUACAAAACGUGGAUCCCUUGAUCAAAAUACUCCACAUACCCACGAUCCAGCCAGUGAUGCUUGGUGUCGCAGCCAAACCUCAAGGAGCAGACAACAUCACACAGGCUCUUCUUUAUACCACUGCCUUUGCGGCAACGACCAGUAUGUCUAGCACCGAGGUUGCAACCCAACUGGGUAUUGAAAGGCUGGUCCUCUUGCGCCACUUUAUGCGGGAAAUAGAUGGCGCAUUCACGAGGGCUCAGUUCUUACUUUAUCCAAACGUGCAGGGGUUGAAGGCUCUGGCAAUCUACUUGACUGCACUAAGAACCUUCGACACCGGCCGAACCAUCUGGACGCUCACCGGCCUCGCUAUCAGAAUAGCAGAAUCCCUCGGCGUACACGAAGACGGCUCCCGUCUCGGCCUGGGCCCCUUUGAGACGGAAAUGCGUUGUCGUCUCUGGUGGCAUCUCACCGCCCUAGACGCCACGGCGCCCGAAAGCCACGGAUUCAACAACACAAUGGCCGACCGCGGCAAAAUCUUUCGCUUGCCGCUGAAUGUGAAUGAUACCGAGCUAUGGCCCCAGAUGGACGAGGCCCCUGCCGGAAGAGACGAAUGGACCGAGACGACCUUUUCCAUCAUGAACCUCGACCUCUGCCGCAACCUACGCCACGCCGUCUCCGCUGUCGGGGCGGCGGACGAGCAAACGAGGGAGGCCAAGAUCCAGCUGACGGAGUCCUCCAUGGCCCAUCGCUGGCUCCGGUUCGCACCGAAGAAUAGUGACCUAUAUCGUGCCGCGGAGUCUUUGCUUCGGAUAUCCGUAGCCAAAGCGCGCUUCAUCUUGAUGCUCCAAGCCUGGCUCUCGGCGCCAAUGCAACAAGAACGCAGGUACCGGUACCUGCCCCAUUCCUUGUUCAUCACUGCCAUCGAAUUGCUCGAGCAAGGGUACCUGCUUCAAUCAGGAAAGCUUUUCCCCGGCUACGCCUGGUUCUAUCAGCAGCAUCCGCAAUUAUACGCCCUGUUCCUCACGCUCCGCACGCUCGUCGAUUCGCCUGAACGAGGGGAGGCAGAGCGCGCUUGGCUUGCAGUGGAUAACUACAUCGCCUGCCUCGCUGACUUUGAAGAAGCGAAUGAGCGGAGGGGGAAGAAGAGUUGCGUGUGGGCGGCUAUGGGGCCGUUGCGAGACCGGGCGAGAGAGUCGACUCGACAGCGCGAAACCGCCGAGGAGACGUCGAUACUGGUAGCAGCGUCCCCAAAGAUGCCAUCUGGGGAGAAUCUUGGCACUGGACUAUCACAACCGUGGAAUGCAAUCGCGCUUGAGCCGCUGGCGUUUGAUAACAUUCUUACAUGGCAUGAUUUCUCAGAUCUAUUUGAUGUCAUUUGA